Messenger RNA from Nelumbo nucifera (sacred lotus), 2285 nucleotides. Its product is annotated as E3 ubiquitin-protein ligase At1g12760-like. Gene Ontology annotation, biological process: protein ubiquitination; ubiquitin-dependent protein catabolic process. Gene Ontology annotation, molecular function: ubiquitin protein ligase activity. Gene Ontology annotation, cellular component: plant-type vacuole. The record is from RefSeq and is a predicted model, not a curated record. NCBI's taxonomy places the organism in Eukaryota, Viridiplantae, Streptophyta, Magnoliopsida, Proteales, Nelumbonaceae.
UUUUUUUCUGCACGGAAGCGGCAAUUUGGAUUUUUUCUCUCAUCAUCGUCUUCAUUCCUAACAUCGAUUGUUCACCGAAACUCUUCUGUGGAUCCCUUAACUAAGGCUACAAGAUAUCGUUAAUUAGCUAUCUUAUUCACCUGAUCUUGGUUCCAGAGAGGGAGGUUUGAUCGGAUUUUGGAAUAAGAAUAGUUUUUGUUUACCUGUUUGUUUCUUCGUUCGUUGUCUCGUUUGAUGGGUCGACUUGAAUCGGGCAGAAGAAACGGCUGGAUUGAUUAGGGUUAGGGUUUCUGUCGUCCGAAGUGGAAAGUUCGAGGAUGGCGACGACGAGGUCCUCGAAUUCAAACCCCGGCGAGGCAAUUGAUUCAACACCGUUGCUUGGGAAUGCGGCCGGAAUUCGAGAUGAAGAUCGAAGUCGACGGGCUGGUCGGAGACCGAGUUUACGUGGAGCAGCUAGGUUUCUCCGGAGGGCGAGCAGCCGCCGGAUGAUGAGGGAGCCAUCGAUGCUGGUUCGAGAGACUGCGGCGGAGCAAUUGGAAGAACGACAGAGCGACUGGGCUUAUUCGAGACCUGUUGUUAUUCUGGAUAUCAUUUGGAACAUGGCUUUUGUGAUUGUUGCCGUUUCUGUGCUGAUUUUAAGCAGAAAUGAGUCCCCGUCGAUGCCUUUGCGUUUGUGGAUUGUGGGGUAUGCCGUGCAAUGUAUCCUUCACAUGGUAUGCGUUUGUGUUGAGUAUAGGCGCCGACACUCAUCGCAGUCAUCAGAGGAAGGUGGAAAUGGGAGUAAUGGGAAUUUGAGUUCUAGCUCUCGAGAUGAUGAAGAGGAUGCUGGUGACUAUACGACCGAGAUCCGGCAGGAUGAGGAUGGAACCAGCAGUGUUGCAAAGCAUCUGGAAUCCGCAAAUACAAUGUUUUCAUUCAUAUGGUGGAUUAUUGGGUUCUACUGGGUUUCUGCUGGUGGCCAAGCUCUGACACGUGAUUCUCCCGAGCUUUACUGGCUCUGUAUUAUUUUUCUGGCAUUUGAUGUGUUCUUUGUUGUUUUCUGCGUUGCCUUGGCAUGCGUGAUUGGUAUUGCUGUUUGCUGCUGUCUUCCAUGUAUUAUUGCUGUUCUGUAUGCUGUAGCAGAUCAGGCACUCAUUGUACAUGGGCUGAUGUAUUCGGUUCUCUUUCUUUUGCAAUAUAAUACUAAACUGGGGCUGCCCCCAUCUUCAAAAGAAGAUCACUGUUCACUUUCUUCUCAUCGAAUGGAGACCUUAAUCAAUGGCGGUGAUUGGGCACCCUUCCACAAAACCACCGCCUCAUCCUCCAUCGCUGCCAUUGAAGGUGCAUCCAAAGAGGAUAUUGAUCAGCUACCAAAGUACAAAUUCCGGAGGAUUAGCGAUUUUGAGAAAAUUAGUGGUGAGAUACAAGGCCCUUUUGGAGGAAUAAUGACCGAGUGUGACACUGAAACACCUAUUGAACAUGUUCUCUCGCUGGAGGAUGCUGAAUGUUGUAUCUGCCUUUCGACCUACGACGAUGGAGCUGAGCUGCGCGAACUUCCAUGUGGUCACCAUUUUCACUGUGCCUGCAUAGACAAAUGGUUGUAUAUCAAUGCUACUUGCCCCCUCUGCAAGUACAACAUAAUAAAAAGUGGCAGUCAAGGUAGGGAAGAAGUGUAAAGGUCAGUCAGGUUAAGGAGUCGCAGUCGCAGAACCUCUUUGUAGAUCGUGGUAUAUGUGCUUUGUACGCUGACUUGUGUUCAUGCUGUGGUAUAAUACUUUGUUCCAGCGCCUGUGUCCUUGUGUUGCACGGUUGAGUGUGUCCGCUGGCACUUGACGGUUCAGUACAUACUACAUUGGCUAUUGAUGCAGGUUUUGUCGUUGUAGGAUAUGUUUUUCUUUUUUCUUUUCAAUUUGGUGAUCAAGUCCUAUAAUUUGUUUCUUAUACGUCUUGUAAGCUACAAAGGAAACAACCGGUACCGGCUUGAGUUAUAUGUGGAAGGCUAUUUUCAUCUCCUUUUAUUCAUGAAAAGUGAUAAAGUUGUUUAGAGGAAACUAUACUAAUUUAAUACAUGCGGACUCAAGUUACGUGGUUCAGAACUGAAAAGGGAUAGCGGUUGCUACUUUGGUAUGGCUGCUGCGUUUGUUUCUCUGUAGAUUUGAUAUGCCCGUGUUUAACACUGAAAUAUUUCAGCUAUUAUUCCUGUUUCUUCUACAGGAAAAAAAUUUGGUUUCCAAGCUUUCUCAUUUGUUUUGAUGUAAAUGACAAAUGGGUCAUUUUUCCAUUGUUAACUACUUAAGUUAUGAACA